ACAUUGAGACCCUCCCUCCCGCUUCCUUCCCAUCAUUCGAAAUUGAUUUAUAUAUAUUCAAAACCAUUUCUUCAAUCUCUCCAAUCCAAAACUUCCUUACUCUAAUCGCCGAUUCUCUCUCCUCUCGCUGUCACUCCUUCUUUCCCCUUUUCUUCUCAGUUCUCGUAAGCUUAGCCCAACAAUUUUUGAAGAAACAAAUACCAGGAAGUGAGGUUUCUGGAGAGAGAGAGAGAGAAACCCUAAGUUUUUCUCUUCUUUGUGGGGGGUUUGUUGAUUUUUGAAUCUCUCUGGUUCGUCGGAGACUGAUUCGAGUUGUAGUGUAGUUAAAAUGGCUAUGGAGAUCACUCAGUUUCUGCUGGCUGCACAAUCAGCGGAUGCAAAAGUCCGGACAGAGGCAGAGGGUAAUCUGAGGCAGUUCCAAGAGCAGAACCUGCCUGUUUUCCUUCUUUCAUUGUCAGUUGAGCUUGCAAAUAAUGAGAAACCUGUUGAAUCCCGUAGAUUGGCUGGUAUUGUGCUUAAGAAUUCAUUAGAUGCUAAAGAUGCUAUUAGGAAGGAACAACUUGUUCAACAGUGGAUGGCAAUUGACAUUUCUGUUAAGUCUCAAAUCAAAGACUUGCUCUUGAGGACUCUUGGCUCAUCUGUUCCUGAGGCGAGGCACACUUCUGCUCAAGUUGUUGCGAAAAUUGCUUCAAUUGAGAUUCCUCGAAAGCAGUGGCCAGAGCUGAUUGGAUCAUUGCUUAACAAUAUGACACAGCAAGAUAGGCCUGCAGCCUUGAAACAGGCUACCUUGGAAACUCUUGGAUAUGUUUGUGAGGAGAUAUCUCAUCAGGACCUUGUUCAAGAAGAAGUCAAUGCUGUUCUCACUGCUGUUGUUCAAGGGAUGAACCUAGCUGAACACAGCCCUGAAGUUCGGCUUGCAGCAACCAGGGCUUUAUAUAACGCUCUAGAGUUUGCACAGACCAACUUUGAGAAUGAGAUGGAGCGGAAUUACAUCAUGAAGGUUGUAUGUGACACAGCCAUGUCCAAAGAGGUGGAAAUCAGGCAGGCCGCUUUUGAGUGUCUUGUUGCAAUAGCAUCAGCAUACUAUGAGGUGCUUGAGCCUUACAUGCAAACCUUAUUUGAGCUUACAUCAAAUGCUGUAAAAGGAGAUGAAGAGACUGUUGCUCUCCAAGCAAUUGAGUUCUGGAGCUCUAUUUGUGAUGAAGAGAUAGAGCUCCAGGAGUUUGAGACUCCUGAAAGUGGGGACUCUGGACCUCCCCAUUCUCGUUUCAUAGAGAAGGCUCUAUCAUCUCUUGUUCCUCUUUUGUUGGAAACUUUGCUGAAGCAGGAGGAGGAUCAGGACCAGGAUGAUACAGUCUGGAACAUAUCCAUGGCUGGUGGGACAUGUCUAGGUCUUGUUGCUAGAACUGUUGGGGAUGCUAUAGUGCCUCUUGUAAUGCCAUUUGUGGAAUCUAACAUUUUGAAGCCAGAUUGGCGUUGUAGAGAGGCAGCCACUUAUGCAUUUGGCUCUAUUCUUGAAGGUCCAACCAUUGAGAAGCUCUCCCCACUGGUACAGGCAGGACUGGAUUUUCUGCUUACUGCUAUGAAGGAUGGAAACAACCAUGUGAAGGACACAACUGCUUGGACUCUUAGUCGAAUUUUUGAGUUACUGCACAGUCCAGCGAGUGGGUUUUCUGUCAUUGCACCUGAGAAUCUUAAACGAGUUGUGGGUGUGUUGUUGGAGAGCAUUAAGGAUGCUCCCAAUGUAGCUGAGAAAGUUUGUGGGGCAAUCUAUUACCUUGUCCAGGGCUACGAGGAUGCAGGACCAAGUGCCUCUGUUCUGUCACCAUAUCUCACAGACAUAAUUAGUUGUCUAAUUGCAACUGCUGAUCGUACAGAUGGCAGUGACUCCAAGCUCAGGUCUUCUGCAUAUGAAACCUUGAAUGAAGUUGUGAGAUGUUCCAAUAUUGCAGAAACAUCUCCUAUCAUUGCACAACUAUUACCAGUCAUUAUGAGUAAAUUGGGUCAGACUGUGGAGAUUCAGAUUGUAUCAUCAGAUGAUAGGGAAAAGCAAGGGGACUUGCAGGCCUCUCUUUGUGGUGUCUUGCAGGUUAUCAUCCAGAAACUUAGCAGUACAGAUGAAACCAAAACUAUCAUACUUCAGGCUGCAGAUCAGAUCAUGAUUCUAUUCCUUCGGGUGUUUGGUUGCCGCAGCUCUACUGUGCAUGAGGAAGCAAUGCUUGCAAUUGGUGCACUUGCUUAUGCCACUGGACCUCAGUUUGAGAAGUAUAUGCCUGAGUUCUAUAAGUAUCUUGAGAUGGGUCUGCAGAAUUUUGAGGAAUACCAGGUUUGUGCGAUCACGGUUGGGGUUGUUGGUGAUAUUUGCCGUGCCUUGGAUGACAAGGUCUUGCCAUACUGUGAUGGCAUCAUGGGCCUUCUUCUAAAGGAUCUUGCUAGUUCUGAACUCCACCGGUCUGUAAAGCCUCCCAUAUUCUCUUGUUUUGGGGACAUUGGUCUUGCAAUAGGGGAGCACUUUGAGAAGUAUGUCCCCUUUGCUCUACCCAUGAUGCAGGGAGCAGCCGAAAUCUGUGCCCAGUUGGAAACUGCUGAUGAGGAGAUGAUGGAUUAUGGGAACCAGCUCAGACGUAGCAUUUUUGAAGCUUAUUCUGGUAUCCUUCAAGGUUUUAAGAGUGUGAAGCCUGAUGUGAUGAUGCCCUACGCUCAACAUCUCUUGAAGUUUAUAGAGUUGGUCUCGAGAGACAGACAAAGGGAUGAAAGUGUGACAAAAGCUGCAGUUGCAGUCAUGGGUGAUCUUGCAGAUGCACUUGGCUCCAACACAAACACAAAGCUCUUAUUUAAAGACUGUGCAUUUUAUUCUGAAUUUCUUGGUGAAUGUCUCCAAUCUGAUGAUGAGCAGCUCAAGGAGACUGCAGGUUGGACCCAGGGUAUGAUUGGACGUGUCAUGGUUUUAUGAAGUAGAAGUUUUAGUCCUUUGGAGUAUAGUUGUUGUCUUGGUCUGUCCUUUUUCCUUGCUCUAAAUCUGCUUUCCUUCUAGUUCUGGUAAAGGUUUUUAAGGCAUUAGGGAACCAAAAGGGGGGUUUACUACAUGUAUCUGUCCAUUCAUUAUUGCGAAUUUGGGUUUUGGAUUUUCAGGAUUUUCUUAAUCCGCUUCUUACCAUUGGGUAGAGAAAAACAAAGUUAAAUGCUGGCAGUGUUUGAGGCCCUGAAUGAAGGUGGUAAAAAAACUUGUGAAACUGUCUAUCUAAUUCAUCCACUAAUCCGGUGGUUUGUCUUUCAAUAUAAAUUUUAAGUUGUUGGAA
Molecule: messenger RNA, 3299 nt
Organism: Theobroma cacao (cacao)
Lineage: Eukaryota; Viridiplantae; Streptophyta; Magnoliopsida; Malvales; Malvaceae
Product: ARM repeat superfamily protein
Biological process (GO): protein import into nucleus
Molecular function (GO): small GTPase binding
Source: RefSeq, a predicted model, not a curated record